GUAUGCAUUAAAAGACAUCUUCAAAUUAAAAGGUGUUCAACAAUUAAUAUCAGAUUGUAAAAAAGCUUUCAUCAGGUUCAUUUGGUGUAGUAUUUCUUGGAAAUGACUUGUUGACAAAAUAAGAAGUAGCAAUAAAAGUUGAGAAAGAGGAAAAUGAGGAAGUUCGUUCACUUGAGAGAGAAGUGUAGAUUCUAAAAAAAUUAGAUGGAGCAGAGGGAUUUCCUAAAUAUUAUUGGUCUGGUGAAGAUUAAGGCUAUAAUAUUUUGGUAAUAUAAUUGUUGGGGAAGGACUUAGCUUAUCAUUUUAAACAAUUAAAGAAAUUCUCACUAAAAACAGUAUUGACAAUAGGAAUAUAAGCUGUGCAGAUUUUAGAGAGGUCUCAUUAAAAAGGAGUUAUUCAUAGAGAUCUAAAACCAGAAAAUAUGAUUCUUGGUAUUGGUAGAGAAAUCUCAAAAUUAUACUUAAUUGAUUUUGGCAUAAGCAAAAUAUAUAGAGAUUCAAAUGGGAAACACAUGUAAGAUAGAGGAAUUAAUAGAUAGAUCAUUUAAAGAAUAGAAAUCCUUUUUAGGAACUACAAGAUAUGCAUCGAUAGCAGCUCAUUUAGGACAUGAAUUAGGAAGAAAAGAUGAUCUUGAGUCGUUAAUGUAUAUUUUAUUAUACUUUUUACGUGGGUAUUAAGUUAUUUAAUACUUAAGAUAGUUGCCAUGGUAGAAUAUGGUUAAUGUCACUGAUGAUGAGAGAACAAAAAAGGUUGGAGAAAUGAAAUUAUCACUUGAACAUGAAUUAUUUAAAGAUUAGACAGGAGAAUUAUAAAGAGUAUAUGAGUAUAAACAUUAAUUAGAUAUAAUAGUUACAUAAGAAGAUUAUAAUUUAAAUAAGAACCUAAUUAUAAAAUGAUAUUAUAAGAAUUGAAAAGAGCAGCAGAUUCUAUGAAUACUGUUAUUGAUGGUAAUUUUGAUUGGACUGAAAUAAAAUCAUCUACACAUUAUUAGACAGAUACAAAUUAAAAUUUAAGUCGUAAUAAUAUUCCACUUAAUUCUAAUGAGAUGAAAAAGUCUAUAGAAAAAUAAUUAUCAGGUCUUGUAUAACAUGGGUAUUCUUUAAUUAUUAUAAAGCUCUAAUAAUCUAUUGGCUCCUCCUCCAGUAGGUUCUACUCGUAAUGCAAUAUAGAGAGAUGAUAUUCGUAAGAAUUCAAGUCUCACAUAAUAAAGCAGUAUUAAUUAUUGUUAAUCUCUCAAUCCAAAUUAUUAGAAAUCAAUUUGUGAAGAACCAUUAAAUGAAGAAUAAUAACGUUAUUAUUAUGAUUUUGAUAGUGUUGAAAUAAGUGAGAAUCAAAAAACAGAUAGUUCUCUUCAUAAAAAAUAUGACAAAAUUAAAAUGGGAAUUUAUGUGUAAUUUAUUAAAUAAUAUAUAUCUUAGGCAUUUUCUCCCAAAAACAAUAAAACUAAAAUGA
Molecule: messenger RNA, 1453 nt
Organism: Paramecium primaurelia
Lineage: Eukaryota; Ciliophora; Oligohymenophorea; Peniculida; Parameciidae
Source: the annotation of a GenBank genome assembly